AUGGCUGAAGAAGAAGACUUUAGCUCCCUUCCUCUCCAGGAUAGGUUUACUCACAAGGUUUGGAAAGUAAGAAAACAAGCCUACGAAGACGCCGCAAAGGCUUUCGCUGCCACUGCCGACGAGUACGACAAUGCCUUCAGACCCUUCCUCUCCGACUCGGGCCUUUGGAAAGGUGCCGUCGCCGAUUCCAACGUUGCUGCCCAACAGGAUGGUCUGGCGGCGUACUGCGCGUUUCUCAAAUUUGGAGGAAAGGAACACUGCACAAGGACGCGCGGAACUACGAUAGGGCCUAUUUGUGAAAAGGGUUUGCCGUCAACGCGUGCCGCCGCCAAGGAGUCAUCUCUCGAAGCCCUUCUACUACUCGUCGAACUCGAUGUUGCCGCCCCAGUCAUCGAAGAGAUUAUCCCGGCGCUUGCGAACAAGCAACCCAAGGUUGUCGCCGCGGCUAUUACUGCCUUGACCGCAAUCUACCACAACUUCGGAUGCAAGACCGUCGACCCCAAGCCCGUGUUGAAGGUCCUCCCCAAGGCAUUUGGUCAUGCCGACAAGAAUGUCCGUGCUGCCGCGACGAACCUUGCCGUCGAAUUCUACCGAUGGCUGCGCGAAGCCAUGAAGCCCAUGUUCUGGGGCGACUUGAAACCCACUCAGCAGACCGACCUCGAGGCGCAAUUCGAGAAGAUCAAGGCCGAACCUGCCCCGAAGCAAGAAAGAUUCUUGCGCUCACAACAAGCCGCCAUGGCACGUGCGCCUCCCCCCGGAGCCGACGACGAGUACGAUGAUGGCGGAGACUAUGGCGAGGAACCAGCCGAGAUGGACGCCUUUGACCUGGCGGAACCCCAGGAUGUCUUUGGCAAGAUCCCCGCCAACUUCAACGAAGCCUUGGCCUCGUCCAAAUGGAAGGAGAGAAAGGAAGCAGUGGAAGGUCUCUACGCGGCAAUCAACGUGCCAAGAAUCAAGGAUGGUGACUUCAACGAGAUCAACCGAGGGCUGGCAAAAUGCAUGAAGGACGCCAACGUUGCUGUUGUGACUCAAGCCGCGCAAUGUAUCGAGGUCUUGGCCAAGGGAUUGAGGCAAGCCUACGCGAAACACCGCACUACUGUCAUGCAACCCAUCAUGGAACGCUUGAAGGAGAAGAAGGCGACGGUGGCGGAUGCUCUCGGCGCCGCGCUUGACCAAGUCUUCCUGGCGACAAGUCUGACUGACUGUCUCGAGGACAUCAACACCUACCUCGUCCACAAGAACCCCCAGAUCAAAGAAGGCACCAUGAAGUUCUUGAUUCGUUGCCUGAGAACGACACGCGAUGUGCCGAGCAAGCCAGAGAUCGCGUCCAUCGUCGAGGCGGGCAAGAAGCUAUUGACCGAGUCCAGCGAGGGCCUCCGUUCAGGCGGUGCUGAGAUUUUGGGCACUGUCAUGAAGAUUAUUGGCGAGCGCGGUAUGGGCCCGCACAUGGAAGGCCUAGACGAUAUCCGCAAGACGAAGAUCAAGGAGUUCUUCGAGACGGCUGAGGUCAAGGCAAAGGAGAAGCCGAAGCCUCCCCCGCCAGCUGCCAAGGCACCACCUCCGAAGAAGGUCGUUGGAGGGAAGAAGCCCCUGGGAAUGAAGAGACCGGCUAUGCCGGCCGCAAGCGCCCCGCCGCCCGCCGAUCCGGAACCCCUCUCCCCACAAGCUUCAUCUCGUCCCAAACCCGCCGGCACCAAGAUGGGCAUGCCAAAGCCGUCGGGCUUGGCUGGCCUCAAAUCGAAGCGCCCUCUCGGCGCACCAGCGGCCGGAUCCCCUCGACGCCCUGCUGCCGCACCAAUCAUGCCUGACGAUGAUGAGCCUGCCCCUCCUCCACCUCAGCCUCGCAUUGGUCUCGGCAGAGGUGGUCUUGCGGGACGAUCUCUUGCGAAACCUGUUGCUGCUCCUAUUCAGAUGCCCCCUGCGUCGCCACCGCCGUCCAGUGGACUCACAGCAAUGGAGCGGGCUGAGCUCGAAGAACUCAGAUCGGCAAACGAGCGCCUGACACGCCAAGUGGAGGAAAUGAGGCAUGAAAGGAGCAAGUACAUGUCUGAGAUUCAAGAGUUGAAGAACCAAAACGCCGGUCUGAUCGAAGACCAUACCCGCGAUGUCCUCAGCAUCAAGGCCAAGGAGACGCAGUUGGUUCGCGCGAGAAGUGAUGCAGAGGCCACGGAGUCAACGAACGAUCGCCUCAGACGAGAGCUGGACCGCCUUAAGAGAGCGCUCAACCACGCUGAGGCGCUGAACUCAAGGACAGGCAUGGGCAGUCCCGGUCUUGCUUCGCCUACACAUGACGACGCUGGUAUUUACCGCGACGCGUCCUACGGUUCAUCUUCAGCUCGACACAACCGUGUUAGUUACGCCAGCAACAUGUCCGAGGAGAAGGAAAACGGAGAUCACCACUAUCCUCGCUCAAAGGCACUCAGUCCCGAACUUAGGUAUACGGGUAGUGCAUCAUCCGGACGCGGCAGCCCUGCUAGAGGCUACAGAAGCUCUGCGGCCACCCCCGUUGAUGAUAUACCGGCACCCUCAUACUCGUCUGGCGGCGGCGGUGGAGGCGGUGGCACGAACUCGAACAACAACGGUGUGGAAAGCUGGAAGCGUGCAGCUGAAGUGACUAGCCAACUGAAAGCCAGGAUUGAACAAAUGAAGGAUUUGCCCGUCCUUGAGCUCGACCACUGA
This is a messenger RNA of Colletotrichum fioriniae, 2679 nucleotides long. The record is from RefSeq and is a predicted model, not a curated record. NCBI's taxonomy places the organism in Eukaryota, Fungi, Ascomycota, Sordariomycetes, Glomerellales, Glomerellaceae.